This is a messenger RNA of Penicillium malachiteum, 1005 nucleotides long. Its product is annotated as cyclase. Bases 1 to 1005 code for a protein of 334 amino acids. Gene Ontology annotation, molecular function: arylformamidase activity. NCBI's taxonomy places the organism in Eukaryota, Fungi, Ascomycota, Eurotiomycetes, Eurotiales, Aspergillaceae. The record is from RefSeq and is a predicted model, not a curated record. The transcript is spliced from 5 exons.
AUGAUUCCCAGAUUUGACGAUCUGCCUCCUGUUGAUGGUAUGCCCCAGGGAUGUUCCUGGGGAACAUUUGAUAAAGAUGGCAAAAAGGAUGUCUUUGGAACGCUGAACCUCUUGACACCACAGGUGGUCAAGAGUGCGGCUGCUGAGGUACGCCUUGGAAUUUCCAUUUCGUUGAAUUGGCCUAUUGGGAGUAUAAAAAUCCAUGAUUUCUUUCGAAAGAGUCUUGAGCACAAUGUCCUCAAACUCGAGGACGAGGAGGUUGGAUUGCACUAUGGAUUUGAUGAUGAGGUAGCAUUCAAUACCCAGGCGAGUAGUCAAUGGGAUAGUCUCUGCCAUUUUCUCCAUCUUCCGACUCGAACCGCAUACAAUGGUGUCAGACCCACAUAUGAAGAGAUGAAACAAGGCUCUCAUUCCACCCAGAAAUUUCCUACACUGGAUCGCUGGCAUGAGCGCGGCUGUGUUGCUGGACGAGGCGUCCUAAUCGAUUUCAAGUCUUACGCCGAGGACAAAGGAAUUGAAUAUUCUGUCUUCUCUAGCUUUCGAAUCGGAAUGGCCGACAUUGAAGCUGUCGCUGCAUACCAAGGUGUCACAUUUCAGCAUGGUGAUAUACUAAUUAUCCGAUUCGGUGUCACAGAGGAACUAGGAAACAUGAAUGCACAUGAACAAGCAUGCUCUAUGGCAAGUCACCAUGUAUGUGGAAUUGAAGGUAGCAAAGAGAUGGCACGCUGGCUAUGGGAUAAACACUUUGCCGCAGUGGUAAGCGACAACAUCGCUGUAGAAGCCAUGCCCCCAAUGGAGAAUCGCGUGGAGCUGCCUAUGACAAAUCUCGUCCUGCAUCAGUGGUGUCUCAGCCUCCUUGGUAUUCCACUUGGAGAGCUUUGGUAUCUGAAAGAUCUCGCUGAUCAGUGCAAGGCGCAUGGGAAAUACACAUUCCUUCUAACUUCAUCUCCACUUAAUGUGCCCGGAGCAGUUGGAAGUCCACCUAAUGCUCUGGCUAUAUUGUGA